Molecule: messenger RNA, 1923 nt
Organism: Plasmodium reichenowi
Lineage: Eukaryota; Apicomplexa; Aconoidasida; Haemosporida; Plasmodiidae
Product: DnaJ protein, putative
Exons: 5
Coding region: 1-1923 (640 amino acids)
Source: RefSeq, a predicted model, not a curated record
AUGAAACAAAAAAAAAUGGAUUUUCGUAACAACAAAAAUAAUAAUGAUUCAAACAAUGUAAUUAUAAUAAAUGAUGAAAUAAAUUCUGAUAUAUCAUUAGAAAGUUGUGAAGAAGAGGUUGAUAAUUAUGAUAAUUUUUUAACACAUAAAAGUGGUAAUGGAAAUAGAGUUCUUAACCAUAACCAUAUUCAUAAUUUAAAAAGUAAAAAGAAUAAUAUUAUCAUAGAUUUAACAUUAAGUGAUAAUUCAAAUAAAGAUUAUGUAGAACAUCAAAAUGUAAAAAAAAAUUGUGAAGAUAAUUUCAAGGAAGGAGAUAAUCCUUCAAAUAUUUCUGUAUCUACUAAAGAGUUUAUUGAUUGUUAUAAUAAUGAUAAAGUAAAAAAUAUUAAAGUUAAUGAAAAACCAAUCGAACAAAACAAUCCAAAGAAUCAAGAAAGUCAAAAAAAUAUACAUACAAAUAAUACAUCCUUUAUGAAAAUAUCAUGUAAUGAAAAAAAUAAAAAUGAAAUGAUUAAUGAAUUCAAAAUAAAUGCACAUGAUAAUAUUAGCACACAUUUUGUACAUACAAUAGAAGAAGAUACCCUACAUUUAAAUGAACAUAUUAAUUUUAACUAUAAUAAAAACAAUUGUAUGAAUUUCUUACAUAAUGAACAUAAUAAAAGAAAUUAUGAACAAAUGAUGGAACAUAAUAUAAGAAGUGAUAAAAAUAAAAGACAUAUAAUUAUAGAAAAUACAAAGACACAAAAAAUUACUAGUCCUUGUAUUAAUUUAGAAGAUAUAACUCAACCUGAACAUUUGAAUCAAACUCCACAAAAAAAAAAAAAUUAUUAUAGCAACACUAAUAAUAAUGUAAUAGAUCUAGAUAAAGAAAAUCAGCAGACAAAAGAUUUUUGUUUCUAUAAAAAUGAUCAUUCAUCAAGUAAUAAGAAUAGAAAAAAAAAUAAUCCAAAUAAUCCAAAUAAUCCAAAUAAUCCAAAUAAUCCAAAUAAUCAAAAUAAUCAAAAUAAUCAAAAUAAUCCAAAUAAUCCAAAUAAUCCAAAUAAUCCAAAUAAUCCAAAUAAACCAAAUAAUCCAAAUAAACCAAAUAAACCAAAUAAACCAAAUCCUUUUAAAAGUAAUUUGUUUAGAAAUAUAUUAUUUAAUAAAAAAUUUAAAAUAGAAGACUUAUAUUAUAUAAAAUUAAAAUAUGAUGAUUUAUCAAAUAUAGAAAAAAAAGAAGAAGAAAAUGUUAAAAACUUUUAUAAUAAAUAUUAUAAAUGUUCAUUUUAUGUAGAUAAAAAUAUAAAUAAUAUAUGUUUAAAAAAAUACGAUAUUUGCAACUACUGUAAACAUUGUUUAAAAUUUUUAAAAUUUUUAAUAAUUCAUGGAAAUAAAUAUAAAGGAAAUUUAAUCAAUAUUUUCUUUAUAUAUUCUGAUAUUCAACAACUUAUAUUUACAUAUAAAUGUGAAAAAAAACAUUUAUUCAAUAUUUCCUUAUUUCAUGUUAUACACAAUUUAUGGUGUCCCCAUGAUUUCUGCCUUUUUCAAUGUAAAGGUAGUUACAGCAAAAACUAUGCCACUGAAUUUUUUCGUUUAAAAGAAUUAGAAAGUAUGGAAAAGCAGAAAAGAUUAUUUCUACAGGCAAAAGUAUUUUGUCUAUUUAAUUCUUACGGAACUUUGCCAGUGAACAAGAAAAGUGUCGAAUCGGAGUACACCAACGAUAUUGACAGGAUUAUAAAGAAUGCAAAUAAUCCGUGGGAAGUGCUUCAGAUGAACACAUAUACCAAACUGGACAUCUCUGAUAAAACGGAGUUGAAAAAAAUGGCAAGAAAAAAUUAUCAUAAGUUGGCAUUAAAAGUUCACCCAGAUAAAAAUAAAAAUGAUAAUGCAUCAUUGGCGAUGAAUAUUUUAACCAACUCAAUGCAAAGCAUAAUGUCAAUAUAA